AUGGUCACCUGUACAGAGUGUAUGUCCAGAGCAAGACUUCACGACCUCACCGUGGUUCUAGGUCUGUACGACAUCCAAGAUCAGCGUUACCAAAGUCUGCCUCCCCAGUACUUCAGUGUCCGUGAGAUUAGGAUUCAACCCCACUUCCGCUUCUCUGCAUCAAACCCUGACCGCUAUGACGUCGCCUUGCUACGCCUAGAUCGACCGGUUUACUUUCUGGAUCACAUUCUUCCCAUCUGUUUACCGCCUUUUAAUAUGAGCUUUGAAGGACUGAGUGGCCUUAUUACAGGCUGGGGGAAGACUGACUCCGCCUUAAGUAACAAAUAUGGUACCCGAGUACUCCAUAAAGUAGAGGUCCCCGUGAUCCAGAACAAAGACUGUGAACUGUGGCACCGUAGUCGAGGGAUCAAUAUCCGGAUAUAUCCGGAAAUGAUGUGUGCGGGCUAUGAACAAGGCUUAAAAGAUGCGUGUGUGGGUGAUUCCGGAGGUCCCCUCAUCAUGUAUCUCAACAACCAGUGGACACUGGCUGGCAUUAUUUCUGCUGGAUUUGGUUGUGCGGAGUCACGUCAACCAGGAAUCUACCACCGUGUUUCUUCUACUGUGGACUGGAUAAUUGUCAAUAUCCGAUAGCCCAAAAUCAAGCAGCUUUAAUUUGAUAAUACGCCAUCUCACGGAUCAAAAGAAAUCACUUAAAUUCCAUCUUGGUAGAGUUAACUUUACUUCCUAUUCAUGAAUGCUCCGGAAGUCUUCGGAGCAUAAAUAAGCGAGAAUUGUGUUGAUAAUGAGUUAUUAUGGCCACAAACAGUUCGACUCUAGUAUGUUCAUUACUGAUUUGAUGUUACUAGGGAUUUAGUAUUACAACAUUCAAAAUGUGGAGUAUUUCAUCAGUGUUGCUAUAGCAACUGAUCAGGACUGAAAGCUGUUAUCUCGUUUUGAAGCAAUAAAGUUGUAUCAUUUUGUUUAGAACACUA
Molecule: messenger RNA, 971 nt
Organism: Limulus polyphemus (Atlantic horseshoe crab)
Lineage: Eukaryota; Metazoa; Arthropoda; Merostomata; Xiphosura; Limulidae
Product: serine protease 27-like
Exons: 4
Coding region: 1-630 (209 amino acids)
Biological process (GO): proteolysis
Molecular function (GO): serine-type endopeptidase activity
Source: RefSeq, a predicted model, not a curated record